AGAAGAAGAAAACGUCAAGGCGGUUUGUUCCGCACGGGUACUGCGCAUGCGCACUCUGAGUAGUCCUUGGCUGGUCGGCCUGCUGUAGGUUACAGAUCCGGAGACAACAUGCAGAGCUGGACGCAGGUUUACCGCUCUCUGGCCACGCGGAGCCACCAGCUUCCCUGCAAACUGCACGGAGCGACAGCGCUGUCCGUCAGAAGCUACGCCGACAAAGCUGCGAUCGAUGCAGACAUCACGGUGGUGGGCUCGGGGCCGGGGGGGUACGUCGCCGCCAUCAAAGCCGCACAGCUCGGCUUCAAGACAGUGUGUGUGGAGAAGAAUGCCACGCUCGGCGGGACCUGUCUGAACGUGGGCUGCAUCCCCUCAAAGGCGCUGCUGAACAACUCCUAUCUGUACCACAUGGCUCACGGCAAGGACUUUGAGAGCAGAGGCAUCGAAAUUUCAGGCCUGACGUUGAACCUGGAGAAGAUGAUGGCUCAGAAGAGCGGCGCCGUCAAAGCUCUCACCGGAGGAAUCGCACAUCUAUUCAAACAGAACAAGGUGACCCAUGUGAAUGGCUAUGGGCGGGUGUCGGGGAAGAACCAGGUGACGGCGCUGACGGCUGACGGCAGCGAGCAGGUCAUCAACACCAAGAACAUCCUGAUCGCCACCGGCUCCGAGGUCACGCCCUUCCCCGGGAUUCAGAUCGAUGAGGAGAACGUGGUGUCGUCGACGGGAGCUUUGUCCCUGAACAAGGUUCCCGAGGAGAUGAUCGUGAUCGGAGCCGGAGUCAUCGGAGUGGAGCUGGGGUCAGUGUGGCAGCGUCUGGGCUCUAAGGUGACGGCGGUGGAGUUCCUGGGCCACGUGGGCGGCAUGGGCAUCGACAUGGAGAUGUCCAAGAACUUCCAGCGCAUCCUGCAGAAACAGGGCCUGAAGUUCAAGCUCAGCACCAAAGUGAUGGCCGCCACCCGCCGGCCCGACGGGAAGAUCGACGUAGCGGUGGAGGCGGCGGCCGGAGGGAAGAACCAGACUCUGACGUGCGACGUGCUGCUGGUGUGUGUGGGCAGACGGCCGUUCACUCAGAACCUCGGCCUGGACUCUGUCGGCAUCGAGCUCGACAACAGGGGCCGCAUCCCCGUCAACAACCGCUUCCAGACCAGCGUACCCAGUAUCUACGCCAUCGGGGACGUGAUCGCCGGCCCGAUGUUGGCCCACAAAGCCGAGGACGAGGGCAUCAUCUGUGUGGAGGGUAUGGCGGGCGGCGCCGUCCACAUCGACUACAACUGCGUCCCCUCCGUCAUCUACACCCACCCCGAGGUGGCCUGGGUGGGCAAGACUGAGGAGCAGCUCAAGGAGGAGGGCAUCCCGUACAAAGUGGGAAAGUUCCCCUUCGCGGCCAACAGCCGAGCGAAGACCAACAACGACACCGACGGCAUGGUGAAGAUCCUCAGCCACAAGGAGACGGACAGGAUGCUGGGGGCUCACAUCGUGGGGACGGGGGCCGGGGAGAUUAUCAAUGAAGCUGCGCUGGCCAUGGAGUACGGAGCUUCCUGUGAGGACAUCGCCAGAGUCUGCCACGCACAUCCUACGGUGUCUGAGGCCUUCAGAGAAGCGAACCUCGCAGCCUCCUUCGGGAAGGCGAUUAACUUCUAACCCGCGGAGCCGCUGCUCCUUUAGUGUACAUAACAAGGAGACCCCCCCCGUCCCCGUCCCGCUCUCAGCUCCUGUGUUAUUUAAACGUUCUCUCAGUAAAGGAGGCGGGGGGGAACCCACGCUGCCCUCAGUUCAGUCUCUCUGCUCCACACAGACAUCCCAGAAUGCAUCACUCUUAUCUACAGAACUUAGAGGUAUAAAUAUUAUUGUUUCUGCGGGUGGGAUCGGCUUCCUCUGAAAGGAAGGCGUGGUUUUGUUAUUUUUACAGACUUUAUGGCGGGGAGUCGGGUCAGGAAGACGCGCGCUCCACAGGUGGAAUAAACUCCGGGGGCUGAAGCACGGCGAGCUUUAAUCCCCAGAGGAAUUUAUGUUGAAUUAGUGAGAAUUGGCGCUCAAAUUCAGUCAUUCACACGUCUUUGAAGCUGAAUUUCUGCCUCAAUUCAUCAUUUUUAAUUUGCAGAAACAACAAACGGCGGCAGGAGAAAGGAACCUAAAUCUCAAUGUAAUGUCUGUCUUUUAAAGUUCUACUUUCUAGUUGUUUUUCAGAGCUUUGAGACACAUUUCAGUCCAAAUCCAUUCCCUGAGAUGUGGUUGAAAACUAGUGGGUGUACUUUUAUAUCAAAAUAAAGAAAGCACUCCUUAGCAGCAACAAAUGGGACAAAUAAAGGGUAAAAAACACUAGAAAAAAAGUGAUUAAAUGCAGAUAUUCAUUGGAAUUAGUCACCAUCACACAGUAACGUACGCAGAGGAGAGGACUGCAAGCUAGUAGAGCUGCAACCGUUUAAAUGAGCAAUCAAUCUGUGAGUUUUCAACACUGCUAAUAUAGAAUGUACUGCUGUUCUCUCAUAUCAUUUAAGAGAAUAUAUAAGACUUCACGGCCACAGUUUGGACUUUUUUUCCACUAUGUUCUGACUUUUUAUCGACGAAAGACGCAGAUUAUUCGACAAUACAAACAAAUACAGUGUAUGAUAAAUGAUCAGCUGCAGCACUACAAGCUAUGGUCAAAGGCUCUAAAUCAACACUAUUGCUUUUGUUUACAGCAGAACUCUUUAAGUCUCCUCCUGAUUUGUGCAGAGCCUCAGUUUAUUCCCCUGUAGAACGAGGACUCCAUUGGGAUGGUUUUCCUGCUCCGGCCGCUCCCCUGUGCUGCUGGCUCUUGCUUUUCUCUACAUUUGAAACCAAUAAAAUAUGAGUUGAAUAAAAA
Messenger RNA from Eleginops maclovinus (Patagonian blennie), 2839 nucleotides. RefSeq names its product dihydrolipoamide dehydrogenase (gene dldh). The transcript has 14 exons. NCBI's taxonomy places the organism in Eukaryota, Metazoa, Chordata, Actinopteri, Perciformes, Eleginopidae. Gene Ontology annotation, molecular function: flavin adenine dinucleotide binding; dihydrolipoyl dehydrogenase (NADH) activity. The record is from RefSeq and is a predicted model, not a curated record. Bases 109 to 1635 code for a protein of 508 amino acids. Gene Ontology annotation, cellular component: mitochondrion; oxoglutarate dehydrogenase complex.